AUGUGUGGAAUCUUCUGCUGUUACAACCGCCAAGGCGACCUGGCCUCGUUCAGACCGAGAGCCAUUGCGCUCUCAAAAUUACAACGACACAGAGGUCCAGAUUGGUCAGGAUGUUAUGUGAGCCAGGACACGGUCAUGGUUCACGAGCGAUUGGCCAUCGUUGGUGUUGACACUGGAGCGCAACCAUUGGUCAACGACGACGGGUCGGUCGUUCUCGCUGUCAACGGAGAGAUCUACAACCAUCUCGCUCUGAGAAAAGGGCUCAAACAUUCUCACGCAUUCAAGACCCAUUCAGAUUGCGAGGUCAUCAUGUACCUGUACAAGGAAUACGAUCCCAAGACCAUGUGCAACAUGCUCGACGGCAUGUUCUCUUUCGUGCUUCUUGACACCUCCACUACCCCAUCACGUAUUAUCGCCGCUCGAGACCCUAUUGGCAUCACAACCCUGUACAUGGGCUACCAUUCGUCCGCUCCUGACACUCUCUUCUUCUCCUCCGAGCUCAAAUCAAUACAUGAAGAAUGCGACACCCUCAUCUCUUUCCCCCCGGGACACUUUUACGACUCCCAGACCAAAUCCGUGGAACGAUACUUCCAGCCGACGUGGUGGGACACAGACAAGGGGACUAUCCCGCACAACCCUGUCGACUACACGCUGUUGAGAGAAACGCUUGAGACCGCCGUCAGGAAACGAUUGAUGUCAGAAGUACCGUACGGAGUAUUGUUGAGUGGAGGCUUGGACUCGUCCUUGAUAGCAUCCAUCGCUGCUAGGGAGACGGACAAGCUGGUGGAUGAGCAAGAAAGAUUGAGACAGGAGAGGAAGGAAGCAUUGGCUGCCGGCAGGACACCUGAGUCAGAUGCUCCCCUCGCUUCAUGGCCCCGUCUGCAUUCGUUCGCCAUCGGUCUGCCGGACUCUCCAGAUCUGAUUGCGGCACGCAAGGCCGCUGACUUCCUCGGGACUGUUCAUCACGAGUACACAUUCACCCUGCAGGAAGGCUUGGACGCUAUCCCAGAGGUCAUCUAUCACCUAGAAACUUACGACGUUACCACUGUCAGAGCCAGUACGCCGAUGUACCUGUUGAGUAGAAAGAUCAAAGCGAUGGGCGUUAAGAUGGUCCUGAGUGGAGAGGGCUCCGAUGAGAUCUUCGGAGGAUACCUCUACUUCCAUGCCGCUCCCAAUGCACAGGAUUUCCAUGAGGAAUGCGUCAAGCGUGUGAAAAAUCUUCAUACCGCAGAUUGUCUCCGCGCCAACAAGUCGACCAUGGCAUGGGGGCUCGAGGCCCGAGUUCCUUUCCUGGACAAGAAAUUCCUCGAAGUCGCCAUGAACAUUGACGCUCAGCACAAGAUGUACAGCAAAGGUGCUCAUCAACAAGUCGAUGAGGACGGCAAGCCAAAGAUGGAGAAGUACAUCUUAAGAAAAGCCUUCGACUGCGCUCCCGAUGGCAAGGCCUACUUGCCAGACUCCAUUCUGUGGAGACAAAAGGAGCAAUUUUCCGAUGGCGUUGGCUACUCCUGGAUCGACAGCAUGAAAGACUUUGCAGCUUCCACUAUCUCGGAUGAAAAGUUCGCAGAGCGCGCAUCGAGGUGGUCUCUAGACACUCCCGAUACCAAAGAGGCGUAUUGGAUAAGGGAGUUGUUUGAGAACCACUUCCCGACAGAAGCAGCCGCCAAGACUGCCGUAAGAUGGGUACCUAAACAGGAAUGGGGUGUGUCUUCAGAUCCGUCAGGAAGAGCCGUCAGCAUUCACGAGAGCGCAUACAAGCCUUCCGCGAACGGAGUAUCUCAUUAG
This is a messenger RNA of Kockovaella imperatae, 1785 nucleotides long. Its product is annotated as putative asparagine synthase. The record is from RefSeq and is a predicted model, not a curated record. Gene Ontology annotation, cellular component: cytosol. Gene Ontology annotation, molecular function: asparagine synthase (glutamine-hydrolyzing) activity. Bases 1 to 1785 code for a protein of 594 amino acids. NCBI's taxonomy places the organism in Eukaryota, Fungi, Basidiomycota, Tremellomycetes, Tremellales, Cuniculitremaceae. The transcript has 8 exons.